GUUUUCCUGAGGAGAAAUCUGCUGAGUAAUAGAUUGGACAUGGAGGUGUUUAUGGGCAGCUGGAAGCUGGUCAGCAGCGAGAACUUCGAUCAGUACAUGGACGCUAUCAGUCUUUCAGGAGCAAUGAAACGCUACGGCAGUAACAUGACCACGGUGGUGAUCUUUACACAAGAUGGAGAGAAUAUUGUCAUCAAAACUAAAAUGUAUGAAGACACCAACAGGAGUUACUCCAUCUCCUUUAAACUGGGAGAGGAGUUCAACGAAAACACCAUCGACUUCAGAGAGUGCAGAACUGUGAUGAACCUGCAGGAUGGGAAACUGGUGCAGCUGCAGAAGUGGGAUGGUGAGGAAGCCACGAUCAUCCGCCAGGUCCAGGACGAGAAGAUGAUUUCUACGUUUAUGAUCAGGGAUGUGGUGUGUGUGCGCAUCUAUGAGAAGAUGUGGUGAAGAAUGGAAGAUGAUGGAGACAUGGAGAUGUUUACUCAUGCACAUGAUCUGAGAUCUGGGCUGGAGAGACUUUCCUAAAAAUAUGUGUAAACUGAAUAAAGAGUUGAAGGGAAUAAGA
This is a messenger RNA of Silurus meridionalis, 565 nucleotides long. Its product is annotated as myelin P2 protein-like. Gene Ontology annotation, cellular component: cytosol; nucleus. The record is from RefSeq and is a predicted model, not a curated record. Bases 40 to 447 code for a protein of 135 amino acids. Gene Ontology annotation, biological process: fatty acid transport. Gene Ontology annotation, molecular function: fatty acid binding. The transcript has 4 exons. Lineage: Eukaryota; Metazoa; Chordata; Actinopteri; Siluriformes; Siluridae.